Messenger RNA from Cuculus canorus (common cuckoo), 9687 nucleotides. RefSeq names its product nuclear receptor corepressor 2 (gene NCOR2). Gene Ontology annotation, biological process: negative regulation of transcription by RNA polymerase II. The transcript has 48 exons. Gene Ontology annotation, molecular function: transcription corepressor activity. Lineage: Eukaryota; Metazoa; Chordata; Aves; Cuculiformes; Cuculidae. Bases 317 to 7861 code for a protein of 2514 amino acids. The record is from RefSeq and is a predicted model, not a curated record.
CAGGGCAGGGCAGGGCGCUGCGGCGGCAGGGGAGGCCCCGGCCCGGCCCGGCGCGGGCGGGCGCGCACAACGACAAACAAACCGGCCGGCGCGGGGGAGCGGCCCCAUGGCUCUGGAUUUAUAACCGCGGCGCAGAUGGCGCGGCCGGGCCCCCGCCGGGCGCCGAGCGGGGAGCGGCGCGAUGGGGGGCGGCGGCUGCCGGCGGGGCUCGUUGUUGCGUGACAAAAUUACACCCAUGAUGAAGAGAAGCUCUUGGCUCUCCUAAUCCUUUGUUGGUGAUUUGGAAGCAGUUACCUGCCUUGCCUGCUCUUUCGCCAUGUCUGGAUCUACGCAGCCCGUGACGCAGAGCUGGCGUGCUGCCGAGCCGCGCUACCCCCCACACGCCAUGUCCUAUCCGGUUCAGAUUGCUCGACCACAUGCGGACGUUGCGCUGUUGGAGUACCAGCAUCAUUCCAGGGAUUUCACUUCCCACCUCCCGCCAGGGUCAAUCAUGCAGCCGCAGCGGCGGAGGCCGUCCUUGCUCUCCGAGUUCCAGCCGGGCAAUGAAAGAUCGCAGGAGUUGCACCUGAGGACUGAGGCGCCUUCCUAUCUCUCUGACCUGACCAAGCCGUCUGACUUAGAGUUCAUUGAAACCAAGAGACCGCGCCUGGAUCUGCUUCAGGACCCCCUGAUGCGGCACUCGCCUCUCCUGAACCAGAGCCAGCAGGGAGGGACGGAGGAUCUCUCAAAGGAUCGUGGCCUGCCGGGCAAACUGGAGCCCGUGUCGCCUGUGAGCCCUGCUCACGCUGACACCGAGCUGGACCUGCUGCCAGCCCGGCUGUCGAAGGAGGAGCUCAUUCAGAACAUGGACCGUGUGGACCGCGAGAUCACCAUGGUGGAACAGCAAAUCUCCAAGCUGAAGAAAAAGCAGCAACAGUUGGAGGAAGAAGCAGCCAAACCACCAGAGCCUGAAAAACCCAUCUCCCCACCUCCUAUCGAGUCCAAACAUCGCAGCUUGGUGCAGAUCAUCUACGACGAGAACAGGAAGAAGGCAGAGGCUGCCCACCGGAUCCUGGAGGGACUGGGGCCCCAGGUGGAGCUGCCAUUAUACAACCAGCCUUCAGACACCAGGCAAUACCAUGAAAACAUUAAAAUAAACCAGGCAAUGCGGAAAAAGUUAAUUUUGUACUUUAAGAGGAGAAAUCAUGCUCGCAAACAGUGGGAACAGAAGUUUUGCCAGCGCUAUGACCAGCUGAUGGAGGCUUGGGAAAAGAAAGUGGAGCGCAUCGAAAAUAACCCCCGGCGUCGAGCCAAAGAGAGCAAAGUGCGGGAAUACUAUGAGAAGCAAUUCCCAGAGAUCCGGAAGCAGCGGGAACUUCAAGAGCGCAUGCAGAGGUUAGAGGAGAAGCGCAGGGUAGGACAGAGGGGCAGCGGUGGGCUCUCCAUGUCGGCCGCGCGCAGCGAGCAUGAGGUGUCAGAAAUCAUCGAUGGGCUCUCAGAACAAGAGAACCUGGAGAAGCAGAUGCGCCAGCUUGCCGUCAUCCCACCCAUGCUCUACGAUGCUGACCAGCAGCGCAUUAAAUUCAUCAACAUGAACGGUCUCAUGGAUGACCCCAUGAAGGUCUACAAGGACCGGCAGGUGAUGAACAUGUGGAGUGAACAAGAGAAGGAGACCUUCCGGGAAAAGUUCAUGCAGCAUCCUAAGAACUUUGGCCUGAUUGCAUCCUUUCUGGACAGAAAGACAGUGGCAGACUGCGUCCUCUAUUACUACCUGACCAAGAAGAAUGAGAAUUACAAAAACCUUGUAAGAAGGAAUUACCGGCGGCGUGGGAAAAGCCAGCAGCAGCAGCAAAUGCCCCGGAGCAGCCAAGAUGAGAAAGAUGAAAAAGAAAAAGAAAAGGAGAAGGAGGGAGAAAAGGAUGAAGAUAAGCAGGAAACAGAGAACGACAAAGAAGAACUGACAAAGGACAAGAACGACGACACAUCCGGGGAAGACAAUGAUGAGAAAGAAACUGUCACCUCCAAAGGUCGCAAAACUGCCAACAGCCAGGGCAGGCGCAAAGGCCGCAUCACCCGCUCCAUGGCAAAUGAAGCCAACAACGAGGAGGCGGCCACUCCGCAGCAGAGCGCAGAGCUGGCUUCUCUGGAGAUGAAUGAAAGCUCUCGCUGGACCGAAGAGGAAAUGGAGACAGCCAAAAAAGGUCUCCUUGAGCAUGGGCGGAACUGGUCAGCCAUUGCCAGGAUGGUGGGCUCCAAGACUGUGUCACAGUGCAAAAACUUCUACUUCAACUACAAGAAGAGGCAGAACCUGGAUGAGAUCCUACAGCAGCACAAACUGAAAAUGGAGAAAGAAAGGAACGCCAAGAGAAAGAAGAAAAAAGGCACCGCUGUUCAAAACGAAGAAGCUGCCUUCCCUCCCGUGGCCGAGGACGAGGAGAUGGAGGUGUCGGGGACGAGCGGCAAUGAGGAGGAGAUGGCUGAGGAGGCGGAAGCUGCAGUAAAUAACAGCUCCGACACUGAGAGUAUUCCCUCGCCAAGGCCUGAAACCAAAGAAGGAGGCGAAAACGGGGCCAAGGCACCACCUGGACCAGGAGGUGACUCCAGUGCCGAACCAGCAGUCAAGUUGGAAGAGGCUUCUACACCCCCUGACGCUCCCCCUGCUCUCCCCACGAACCCUGCUCCUGCUGCCAGCCCUCCACCAGAGGCAGCUCCCGAGCCGCCCAGCAGCGAGGAGAAAGCGCAGGAGGACCUGGUGGUGGACGUGGUGAAAACGGAGGAGGCAGAGGAGAAGGUAAGCGAAGAGCCCUGUAAGAGUGAGGUGAAGAAGGAGGAGAACAAAGACAGCCAGGAGAAGGACAAGGGGAAUGACAAGAAGGCAGAGAGCAGUGUCAGCAGUGGAGGGACAGCGGGGACGGAGGGGACGCCCAAGGCUGAGAAGAAGGAGAGUCAUAAAGGCACGAAAGGUCCCGGAGUGAACCCCGACAGUGACUCCAGUGCAACCUGCAGCGCGGACGAGAUGGAUGAACAGGAUGCUGUGGACAAGAGCAGGUUGCUGUCCCCCCGGCCAAGCCUGCUCAACACCACGAGUGAUGCCAGGCUGAACUCCUCACCACAGAAGCCGCUGGACCUGAAGCAGCUGAAGCAGCGUGCUGCUGCCAUCCCUCCCAUUAUUUCUGAAGGUUUCUCGGAGGGGAUAUUGCAGAGUGGAAGCGCGAAGCCUCAGGUGCCUCCCCAUGCCUUGGCCCUCUACCAGCAGCAGAUCACGAAAGCCCAUGAGUCUGCCCGUGAGGACGUGCCCCUGAGCAAGCUCACGCAGUCCCAGCAGCAGCAGGCGGAGAAGGAGCAGCAGCAGCCAAGCAGCAGUCCCAGGGGAAAGAGCAGGAGCCCCGCUGUUGGUGACAAGGAAGAGAAGUCCAUACAUUUCUCAUCCAUUGCAGAGGCUCAGAAACUGACUGUGGAGCCAGCGGCCACCUCGUGCUGGCCCCCUGUCCUGUCCUACUCUCGGGAUGUGAUCAAAACCUCUCCCCAGGUGGAGCCCCACUUGUUUCAGUAUAACCCACCAGGACACCCCAUCCCGCUAAACCUGCAUGAGAGCUCUCGCUCAGGGCUGCAGAGGCUAGCAAGCAUCUCCAACCCUCCCCCCCUCAUCUCCUCCACCAAGCACGCCUCCGUGCUGGAGAGACCCGUUGGAUCCAUUUCCCAGGGCAUGCCCAUCCAGCUCCACACACCCUACAGCUCCGAGCACGCCAAGGUCCCCGUCGGUUCCAUCACUAUGGGCCUGCCACUGACCAUGGAUCCUAAGAAACUGGUGCCUUUUCCUGGAGUAAAGCAGGAACAACUUUCUCCUAGAAGCCAGGCCAGCCAGCCAGAAAGUCUGGUUCUGCAGCCAUCCCAGGAGGGCUCCAUCCUGCGGGGUACGUCGCUCAGCUCUGCCUCGGGAGGGAGCAUCACCAAGGGAACACCCACAUCCAGACCCGCUCCGGAGUCACCCAUUACCUACCGAGGGUCCAUCACACACGGCACCCCAGCAGAAGUGCUGUACAAAGGAACCAUUACCAGGAUAAUUGGAGAAGACAGCCCCAGCAGAGCAGAGAAGGCGAGAGAGGAUGCCAUGCCCAAAGGACAUGUCAUCUACGAAGGGAAGAAAGGCCAUGUGCUGUCCUACGAGGGUGCAGGCAGCUGGUUUCAUCGCAUGUGGUUGUUUCAUCCGGGCCUGGAGGCAGAGAGUUCAGGUGGAGUUGCUGCUUCUCAGUGUCCCAAAGAAGACAGCAGGAGCUCAGGAUCUUCACAUGAGACCACAGGAACCAAGCGGACCUACGAUAUGAUGGAGGGGAGGAUCAGCCGGGGCUUAUCAGCCCGUGAUACCUUGUCUGCUGGUAUUGAAGGUCUCAUGGGUCGAGCGAUCCCUCCAGACAGACACAGUCCCCAUAACCUAAAGGAGCAGCACCACAUGCGGGGCUCAAUCACACAAGGAAUACCUCGGUCCUAUGUGGAGGCCCAUGAGGACUACCUCAGAAGAGAAGCCAAGCAGCUCAAGAGGGAAAACACUCCACCAAGGGAUUUAUCUGAUGCCUACAAGGUCAGGUCUCAUGAGGGCCUUACUCCUCUGAAAAUGAAACCAGCCCAUGAAGGCUUGGUGGCCACAGUGAAAGAAGCAGGAAGAUCAAUCCAUGAGAUUCCCCGGGAGGAGCUGAGGCGGACACCAGACAUCUCUCUGACGAGACCUCUGAAGGAAGGCUCCAUCACACAGGGUACCCCGCUGAAGUACGAUAGCAGCUCUUCCUCCUCGAGUACCAAAAAGCACGACGUGCGGUCUAUCAUCGGCAGUCCCAGCAGGACUUUUCAUUCUGUGCACUCACUGGAUGUUAUCCAAGACCCGAGGAAUCUGGAGAGAGCUUACGAAGAGAGCCUGAAAAACAGGCCAAGCCCAGUCACAAACUCAGGUGGCUCCAUUGCCAGAGGGGCUCCUGUAAUUGUACCCGAGCCAAGCAAGUCCCACCAAAGUGCCCUCGCGUAUGAGGACCACCAGGCAGGGCACAGCACGGCGUUUGGCAGCCACUUGCACAGAGGGUCUCCGGUCUCCACACGAGAGUCCACACCGCGGCAGCACGAAGGGAGCAUCACUGCCGGGAAGCCGGUGUCCCAGGACAGAAAAAUCACCCCCGCAUCGAGAGAGCUCACCAACUCCAAGUCUCCACAUGCCCCCGUGCCCGACCACCACCACCCCAUCUCUCCAUAUGAGCACCUGCUCCGCGGGGUUAGUGGGGUCGACCUGUACCGAGGACACAUCCCAUUGGCUUUCGACCCAGCCGCCAUCCCAAGGGGAAUCCAACUGGAAGCAGCUGCUGCUUACUACCUGCCGAGGCAUCUGGCUCCGAGCCCCACGUACCCCCAUCUCUAUCCCCCGUACCUAAUUCGGGGCUACCCGGACACAGCCGCCAUGGAGAACCGACAGACCAUCAUCAAUGACUACAUCACAUCCCAGCAGAUGCACCACAACGCCACAGCCACAGCCAUGGCACAGCGGGCAGACAUGCUACGUGGCUUGUCGCCCCGGGAGCCCUCCCUCGCCCUCAACUAUGCAGCAGGCAUCAUUGACCUGUCCCAAGUGCCACACCUGCCCGUCCUCGUGCCCCCCACCCCUGGCACCUCUGCCACCACCAUGGACCGCAUCACGUACAUCCCUGGGCCUCCCCAGACCUUCGGCAGCCGACAUAGCAGCUCCCCACUGUCCCCAGGAGGCCCCACACACAUGACCAAACAGUCAGGAUCAUCAGUGUCGGAGCGGGAACGGGAGCGGGAACGGGAGAGGGAACGUGAAAAAUCCAUCCUAGCAUCCACCACAGUGGAGCAUGCACCCAUCUGGAGACCAGGUACAGAGCAGUCCAGCAGCCGUUCAUCCUCACACUCUCACAGCCACCAGCACUCUCCUGUCUCACCCCGCACCCACGAGACCAUCCAGCAGCGCCCCAGUGUGCUUCACAACACAAGCAUGAAGAUCAUUUCCUCGGAGACCCCCACCCCUUCCGUCCUGCGAUCCUCUUCCACCACUACCACAUCACCAAUCCGCUCCACCGCCUUCCCCUCAGCCUCCACCCUGCGCUCCUCCAUCAGCGCAGCAGAUGGCUACGCGGCCCUGAUGGACCCAGCCGUCCUGCAGAAAGAGGCCUCGAGGGUGCGGGAAGCCAAGGCAGAACGAUCCCAGACUGACAACGUCUUCACCUCAAAGCUGCCCAGUGGGGCCAACCUCGAACAGUCACCUUCACCCAUUAAAGCCAUGGAGUCGAGACCUUUACCCACCUCUGGUUCUUCUCAUCACUAUAGCAGAGUACAGGGGAAAAGCCAGCAGCACCAUCACCCUCUGGACCAGCAGCACGUGGCCUCAGGCCCUGAGCAGCACGGUAGAGAAAAGAGUCAAAGUAAAGCCUUUUCAAUGCAGGAACAGGAGCUCCGAGCACUCGGCUUUCACGGAGGCUACAGCCCUGAGCGGAUGGAAGCAGUGAGUCCCGUGAGCUCGCCCAGCCUGUCCCAUGAAAAAGGGGCCAAGCUGCUGCAAGACACAGAGAAGGGGCAUGGAGAGCAUGACCUGGGGCAGAAACAGCAAGGCUUGCUGAAGGCCUCGGCUCCCGAAGCAGCCCACCUGCAGCAUCUCCGGCAGCCUGACGGCUCCCAGCCCCAGUGCCAACCCCUGCAGUCCAGCCAGAGCAUCAAGGGCAUGAACCAGCGGGUGGUCACGCUGGCCCAGCACAUCAGUGAGGUCAUCACACAGGACUACACACGCCAUCAUCCACAGCAGCUCAACUCCCACAUCCAGACCCCGGUGUACUCCUUCCCUGGGGCCACAUGCCCCGUGCUGGACCUGCGUCGGACCCCCAGUGAGGCAUAUCUGCAGCAGCAGGAGCACGCAACGGCCUCCAGGAUCUCCCCACAGACCGAAGGUGGCAAAAGGUCCCCAGAGCAGAGCAAAGCUUCAGCCGGGAGCGGGUCGGACAACUGUAUCGAGCCAGUCUCUCCACCAGACGGCGUGGGAGAAUCGGAGCAUGCCAAGAGCACCACGUACCCAAUCCUGUACCGCGAGGGCGAGCAGAUAGACCAGAGAAUGGGGUCCAAGUCCCCAGGAAACAACACUCAGCCUCCAGCUUUCUUCAGCAAGCUGACUGAGAGCAACUCUGCCAUGGUGAAAUCCAAAAAACAGGAGAUCAUCAAGAAGCUCAGCACAACCAACAAAAAUGAGACGGAGUACAAUGUUGGACAGCCUGGGACAGAGAUUUUCAAUAUGCCAGCAAUUACCGGAGCAGGGCUAAUCAGUUGUAGGAGCCAGUCGGUCCAAGAGAAUUCCAGUACCAACAUGGGGUUGGAGGCAAUAAUUAGGAAAGCCCUAAUGGGUAAAUAUGACGAGCAGUGGGAAGAGCGCUCACCUCUCAGUGCCAAUGCUUUUAACUCUCUGAAUGCCAGUGCAAGCCUGCCCGCUGCUAUGCCCAUAACUCCUGCUGAUGGACGAAACGAGGACGUGCGCUCCUUGCCAGGAGGAGGGGGGAAGCCAAAGAUCGCUGCCAGACCCAACAGCCGCAAGGCCAAGUCCCCUGCGCCGGGUCUGUCGUCAGGCGAGCGGCCGCCCUCCGUCUCCUCGGUGCACUCGGAGGGGGACUGCAACCGGAGAACGCCCCUCACCAACCGUGUCUGGGAGGACAGGCCGUCUUCUGCAGGUUCGACACCGUUCCCCUACAACCCGCUCACCAUGCGACUGCCCAGCGGGGUGGUGACGGCAGCCCCUGCCACCCCGCUGCCGCAGGGGACCCCCGGCAGCCAGCACCACGCCUGGGACGAGGAGCCCAAGCCCCUGCUCUGCUCCCAGUACGAAACCCUUUCGGACAGUGAAUGAAGCGAGGCAGGGGCAGGGAGAUGGCGACCAAACCCAGGGCGUGGGGAGCGAGCGGGAUGCCCGGGGCAAGCGCCCACCGCCCCAGCCCCUCCGGCUCUCAUGAGCGAAGAUGCAGGAGCAGGACUAUUUUAUGUUUUUCUUUUCCCUUUUUCCUCCUUCCCCUCCCAAGCAGCCACUUUGGGGGAUUUUUUUUUUAAUUUUUUUUUUUGUUUGCUUUUUUUUUUUUUUCUUUCUCAACAUCUGGAAAUUUCUGCAUCCUCUGGUCUGAAGAAAAAUAGAGAAAAAAGCCUUAACAAGACAAAACCCAAGGAACCCAUCUUCGAUCUUGGCAGCCUUGCCAGGCGGUGACUCCCACGCUUAAGAGGGACUGUGAGCAGCCGCGCGCCGGGACACUCUGCUGGUGCGCUCCUGCGGAGUCGAGUGAGGGGCUGCACCGCGGAAAUGCAAAACCUUGAGCAGGUUAAAGAAAAAAAAUGUAUCUAUGUUUAAGAAUUCAAAUAGGAUGGAAGCAGCCCAGUUUGGUCCCUGCAAGCUGAUCCGAGGGCUGGCGGCCCCUCGUACCCACGUCACAAGACUGAUCAGCCCUGGAGCGGGCUCAGCGCGCUUCAGCCGUGGCCGGGAUGAGCGGGCAGGGGAGGGAGUGAGGAGCUAUUUCUUCAAAGCAAAAAAAUCCUGGUCCCUGUGGUGAAAGCGAUUGGGCUUAAAUCGGAGCGAGCAGGGAUGCCCCGGGGCUGGCUCACACGCUGCCCACAUAGGGGCUCGGUUGCUUUAAGUGCAUUGUUUUCUGAAUGGUAAGAAAAGGCAAUUGUAAAUUGUAAUGGUCUACAGGGUAUAUUUUUGAUACCUUCAGUGAAUUAUGUCAAUAUUUUACGCAAGGAAGGACUUAAAACCCAGUAUUACACGCUGUAAAAGAGGUUCUGUUCUUACGUGCAGGCUUUGAUGUGUUUGUCCGUUGUAUGGAAGGGUUUGGAAAAAAGGAGAAGGUAACGAUAUGCUGUCAAAGUUACCUGUAAGUCAGGAGAAUGUAUGAACUUAGUUUAAAAAAACAAACAAACUAUCCAAAUCUUGCCAUGGUUGCGGAGCCCCCUUACACCCACCUUCGCGGACUCAGCAGAAACCGUGUGCUGGCUGUAGCCGUUGAUUCUCUGGAGCCCUCGGAGCGGGCUGGGCGCAGGGGCCGAGCGGGCAGGAGGCCGGCGUGGCAGGGAGCUCACAGGAAACUUAAAAAAAAAAAAAACAAAAUAAAAAAAAAAACCACACAAGUUAAAAAAAAAAAAAAAGGAAAAAAAAGUUUUUAUUGUAUUUUUGUGAUACACAUGAAUGCUCUACUUUACGUUAUUUUUUUCAUUCCAUGAUGUUGGCUCAUAUCUGCAGUUACAUGGUUAAAGAACAAAAUAUUAGACUUCUUUUCACUCACUUCUGCUUUCUCGCUCUGGGGGGGAAAUAGCAAAAAAAAAAAAAAAAAGAAAAAAAAAAAAAAAACCAACAAAGCUGUGUAUUAAAUGCUUUGCAUUCUCUACGCUAGAGGAGCCCAGAGCCCAGCACGGACUUUCUGCCGCUGCUGGGUGCCUGCCAGCCCCGCGGCCGCCCCGCAGCCCUCGCCUGGCACACGGGGCCGGUGCCAGCACCUUCCCCACGGAUCUUUCUUUUCCCCCUGCAACGUCCCCAGGUUGAUUCUGAUUUCAAAGCAAGCGAAUGAUGGUGUUUGUUGUUUGUUUGGGGUUUGUUUUGGUUUUUUUUCCGUUGGGUUUUUUUUUGUUUUUUUUUUUACAAUGUACAGGUUUUUAAUGUUCAUCCAUGUUUGUGUCUUUUCUGUUGUGCUUUUU